Messenger RNA from Puccinia graminis f. sp. tritici CRL 75-36-700-3, 417 nucleotides. RefSeq lists its product as uncharacterized. The transcript has a single exon. NCBI's taxonomy places the organism in Eukaryota, Fungi, Basidiomycota, Pucciniomycetes, Pucciniales, Pucciniaceae. The record is from RefSeq and is a predicted model, not a curated record. The coding region runs from base 1 to 417 and encodes 138 amino acids.
AUGCCGACGUACUGCAGUCAAUUAGAAGGCCGCCGCAAACCAGCCCUGCAACCGCGGGCAAGCCAACGUUGCAGGGUCAAGCCGACCGCGGGGAUUUACGCCCCCCGCUAUGAAGCACCCCCAAUUUUUCGUCGGGGCGGUACGGGUCAAGCCUACGGAAUUCUUUCCGUCAAGCAUCCGUCGACCAGAGCCUGUGGUGUAUCACAAAUGGCCGUCGCAGGUACACACAGGGCUCGAAGACCGGCGGAUCAAUCGGAUAUAAGUAGGACCUGGCAGAACACCACAUCGAUGACGACGGUGUCGAUGAAUCCAGUUUUGGCUCAACUCGACACGCUGGAGACGAAAGUGAACCAUCCGAUCGAUCGACAGGCUUGGGCGAUCGCGAUACGAACGACCAACGAUUCGAAACAGUUUUAA